UAUAACUCGUUACUAGCCACUUCUGCUUUUUAAUUACUCACUUUCAAUUAUAAUACAGCAUUUGCUUUAGAAAUGUGUUUCUUAAGGGUCAAUCUAACUGUACUUGUGUGAUUUUUCUGCUACUGUGAUAUUUUAUGGGAGGGUUAAUAUUGUAGUUUCCCUACAAUGUUAACUUUUAUCUUGCAGCAUGUUUAAAGGUUGGUGUAGCUCCAGCAGACAUGGAUUCAGUGCAUAGUAGAUGACAGAUAUUGCGUAAACUCAGGGUCAGCCUAGUUUUAAAAGGUCGGGAUUAUGCUUUGUUUUGUUAUAUCUCCCCUCACUUUGUUUGCACUCCGUCUAAUCGUCAUUAAUUUAUACUGAUUUACAAGCACCGUGUAGGAGCGGACACAGGUUAAACAUGUUGGACGGUGCCCAGUUUGUGGAGGCUCUGGGCCGCCUGGAUUAUCCUCACGCAUCAUCGCUGAACGCCUCCGAGUUCGACUGGCUGUUUGACUGUGCCCCGGAGAACCUUCACUUUUUGCGCUUCGUCUGUCGGACCCUCAACCGCAGUAAUGUCCUCACCACAGAGGAGGCACUUGCAUUUCAAGAGCUAAAGAAGUCCGGCAAAGCAAUUUUGGAUGAAGCAGCUUUGGGCAAAGUCCUUAAAACCAUUGGACCUUCAGAUGGAAGCAGUGCCAACAUGUUGGAUCCUUUUUCUUCAUCAUCCUCCAUGUUUGCAGCAGACGGGGAUUUGGCCAUAGAAGACUUGGAGGCAGAGCUUCAGGCGCUGUAUAAAGAGAAGGAGCUUAAGCAACGCCGCUAUAACAAGUUGCAGGUUAUGGCCAUCUCUCGUGCAGAUGUUGAUUUGCAACUUGCACGAGAGCUGGACAGCGCUGGAUGUAAACUUAAGGAAGCUUAUGCUUCUAUUGGAGGUGAGAAUGCUGAUACCAACGCACUGUUGCAAAAGCUAACGGAAGAGGCGUGCAAGCUUGCCUCAUAUCUCCCUCAGCCAGAAUCCAUGCAAAAAGGAGACCCUGCAGCUCAAUCAGACCCCUCUGUCUCCUUGAGGCCCACUUUCCUGCUCUCUCAGCUGUCACUGGAUCCCUACUUGCAUCAAGAGGAACUCAACACCAAAGCACUAGCUGCCCUCACACGGAAGCAUUUUUUUCAAGGCAUUUCAGACAUUGUUGAGACUUCUUGUUCAGAGCGCUUUCAGGUCCUCGAUCUCAGUUCCUGUGAAAAUGAAGAAGUGGAAGAAAUUGACCGUGAAGGAGAAAAGGGGGAAGAUCAUGUUGUCAAUCGCAGGAGGAUGGAGAUGGCAAGACUUCAGUGGUCACAUAUUGUGGCUCAGCAUCAGCUGAUGCAGGCCACGGCAGAGGAGAAGGGUGUCAAGGCUGGUCUAGACUGGCUCUCUGAAAACACUUGCCACACUAAGAGCAUUUCCACUUCCUCCUCACUGCAUGUUCGUGAAGUUGUGUCAAGGAAAGAGCUGCAGGCUGUGGAGGCAGAGCUGAAAGCUCUGCUUCAUGGACCAGUACCUGCUGCCCUCAGGGAGUCUGCCAGAUUGCUAAAUGUUCCCGUGGUCAGGGGUGACCUGGCUCUGCAACUGGCCAGGCAGGACUACUACACUUCCAGACAGGACCAGGUGCGUGACUGUUUACUCCGUCAGAAAGCAUCCUUUGAGUUGGUACUUCUGGCUCAGGAGAUGGAGUUGAGGAGGUGGAAAACAUGUCAGAAUCAGCUGAGAGAAGUUAGUGACAGACUGACAAAGGAGUGCGAAGCAGCAUCCGUAAGAAUUGAAGCUCUUGCACACCCAGAUCUGGCAGUCAACCCUAGACCCAACCCUAUCAUCAGCAGCAAAGAUGCUGCUUUCAUUAGACUGCUCCAGAUUCUCGACCAUGAGUCAGGCCAUAGUCGAUCAGAACCUUUUCGGACAUAUGAAGCAUUGGACCAGGCUGCUUGUGAUCUGGCAAAUCGCCUCCAGCUGACCCAAGACUCGAUAGCUGCUGCUUGCCGUGAUCAGCUGUACACUACAGCUCGCUUCCAUGGCGAUUGCGAGGCGCUCCAUCGAGCCAUGUACACGCAACUCCAGCAAGUGGUCUUAGGCCCCCAGGUAUGUCCGACGGCCAUAACUGACCAGGAGCUCCUUUGCCCAAAUGCACAGGAGCUGACACUGAAACUUGCAGAAGCAGAGUCUCAGUUGCAGAAUUUGCAACGAGUGAUGCAAGAAAUCCUGGGAGAAGUCAAAGCCAAGCGCUCUCAGCUGGAACGCAAUCCCCUUCAAAGGCGGGAAAGGGAAUUGUACAUAUUUUUCCACCUGGAUGCUGGGCUGCUGCAGAAAAUGGUGGAAGAUCUGGAGGGCAAAAUAACAAAGAGAGGGCAGCAGUGACAGCCGCAGAGCUCCGGCAGCCAGCGUGCCCCGAUAAGGGGCACACGUUUUGCUCCAACUGAAGACAGAUAGGAAUACACUGAUAACAAGUGUGCUUUGCUUUGUGAAGAUGAUCAGUCUAAGGCAAUGGCCUGUAGGAUGUUUAUGAUCAUUUUAGAGAUCUGGGUGUGUGCUUUUUUCAUGCAAUAAUUCAUAAAAAACUUUCAUGAUGUCUUAUGUCUCCUGAUGUUCUGAAAUAAUUGUUUUCCUCAUCUUUUGUCAUCUGGCAAAUAAAGUAAAA
Messenger RNA from Cololabis saira (Pacific saury), 2648 nucleotides. It is a transcript of the gene haus3, whose product is annotated as HAUS augmin-like complex, subunit 3. Bases 398 to 2368 code for a protein of 656 amino acids. Lineage: Eukaryota; Metazoa; Chordata; Actinopteri; Beloniformes; Belonidae. Gene Ontology annotation, biological process: centrosome cycle; spindle assembly. The transcript has 5 exons. Gene Ontology annotation, cellular component: centrosome; mitotic spindle; HAUS complex. The record is from RefSeq and is a predicted model, not a curated record.